Messenger RNA from Colletotrichum graminicola M1.001, 2736 nucleotides. Its product is annotated as TBC domain-containing protein. The record is from RefSeq and is a predicted model, not a curated record. Lineage: Eukaryota; Fungi; Ascomycota; Sordariomycetes; Glomerellales; Glomerellaceae. The transcript has a single exon. Bases 1 to 2736 code for a protein of 911 amino acids.
AUGACCCUCAUGGCCGUGGCAGCGGAUUCUGUUCAGCCUGACGCCCAGAUUUCCUCGGGAGCCAUGGCGGACCAGGACCCCGGCAUCAACCGUCGGGGCAGCAUGAAGCGUCGCCAGUUCGGUAUUUAUGCUUCGAGGCGGCCCCAUCCGAAACCUAUCCCAACUUCCGACGUUCCAGGGCGUCCCGAAUCCGACUUUCCAGCAGCCCACUCCCAACCCUUGCCCACGUCCCCUCUGCGCUGGGACUCGUUGGCCAACAACUCGAGCCAUUUUGUAAUGCAACAAAACUCGGCCAACUCCCACGUGCAACCGAUCUCUCCUCGACGUACUCCCUAUGAUUCCGGCCGACACUACCCCUCCUCACCUACGUUCCGCUCGCUGGCUCCGAGUCCUAGCCAUGACCCUGAAGACGACUUGAGUGCAGACGAAUGGACCAGUAGAGCCGUUGCUCGCUCGAUAAAACCCCCGUUUCCUCACGACGACGACCGCCCUUCCUCGAUGGACACCAUGCAGGUCGACAAUUUCUCCCGUCCGAGAGGGCCUAGCAUCAAGCAGCCCCUCCAAGACUCCUACCGCUCACGAGCCAAUCAGUCUCCUUCAGAACCGCGCUCUGACCCCAACUCGCAUCAAUAUGCCUGGCCGCGGCCACGAGGUCACUCCGGAUCUUCUGCAAAGUCGGCCUCGACGUUUGCAUCACUUCCGGCCGCAGGGGGCGAGUACUACGAACCCCGAGCACCGUCUCGUUUGCGAAGUGCACCGCCUCCGUCAGGCCUUGCCCGCCCCCCAUUGGCGUACGACCGUGUCGACAGCGCGAGUUCCGGCUUGUCAGCAUACACGCGCGAGGCGCCGUGGAUGAGUGGAGAAGACGAGAUGAGGUCGAGUUACCGAUCUCAAAUGACUGCGUCGAGUGCACAGGGAACGUACGUGACGGAAAGAAGCAGUGUUCUCACCAAGAACAGCUCAAUUCCAUCGCUGUACGCUAACGGGGAGGAGCUUAGUGUCGAAGAUGUCAUGGGUAUGUACGAGAAGGGCUUCCGAGACGACUCGAGCCCCGAAGACAACGACGACGUUCGUCCGGUCCCGGCCGCCGAGAUCACCAAGCGGAACACCAGAAUGCUGGAGGCACUGAGCGAACCACGACCAGCCCACGCCGACUCUUUAGCCGUCCCGAAUCCCAGCACGAUUGUUCGAGAUACGACGGACAUGUUCAAAGUUCCUGGGUACCCGGCCUCUGUCCCAACAGAGGUUAGCUUGCCCGAUGACGAUCAGAAGGAGGAUGAGAAGGAUAUGAAGGGCGAGAAAGAUGAGGACGACAAGCGGGACUCUGCCAAAUCGCUUCAAAAUGAUGCACCGGCAGUAUCCCCGCACAUGGACAGCCCCUCGGCCUCCUCUACACAGACGGCAGUGGAGCCCGAGCCAGUUGAAAUCGAAGAACCGGGAACGCGAGACCGGUAUGGUUUCAAAAAGGCCAACCAGUAUAUCACCAGACAGCAGUACGACGCCUGGGACAAAGGCUACUCAGAAUACCUCGAGAGGCGGCGGAAGAAGUGGACAGCCUUCUUGCGAGAGAAUGAGCUCAUGACCAAUCGCCCUGAACGAUUUCCUCCCCAUAGUGCAAAGGCCAAGCGGUUCGUUCGCAAAGGCAUCCCCCCUGAGUGGAGAGGAGCGGCCUGGUUCUACUAUGCAGGGGGCCCUGCCAUCUUGGCAAAGCACGCGGGCCUCUAUGACACAUUAGUGCAAAAGAAGGCCAAAGACGUUGAUGUCGAGGCCAUCGAACGGGACCUUCACAGGACGUUUCCUGAUAAUGUAAAGUUCAAGCCGGCAAACAUGGCAUCGAAACCCAACACGGAGCCUACGCGCGAGGGCCAGUCAACGCAGGACGAGAAGGACGAGCCUGAAAUUAUCUCGUCUCUCAGGCGAGUGCUACAUGCCUUCUCCAUUUACAACCCCCGCAUCGGCUACUGUCAGAGUCUCAACUUCUUGGCCGGUCUGCUGCUUCUGUUCAUGGACUCGGAAGAAAAAGCUUUCUGGCUUCUGAAUGUCAUCACUCGUGUGUACCUGCCCGGCACGCACGAUAUGAGCCUCGAAGGUUCCAAGGUGGAUCUCGGCGUCUUGAUGAACGCCAUCAGAGAGUCCAUGCCUGCCGUUUGGGCCAAGAUUGGUGACGACAUGGAAGCUGACCCGAACGCGGCACGGCCGGCAAAGCCCAUAAAGAAGCCAAGAUCGAAGAGAAAAAACCAGCCGAGCAUUUCGUCUAACCGACUUCCUCCCAUCACGCUCUGCAUGACGGCCUGGUUUAUGAGCUGCUUCAUCGGCACUCUGCCAAUCGAGAGUACGCUUCGCGUUUGGGACGUAAUCUUUUAUGAAGGGUCCAAGACGCUAUUCCGCAUUGCCCUGGCCAUCUUCAAACUAGGCGAAGCCGAGGUCCGAUCCAUCUCAGACCCCAUGGAGAUGUUUUCUGUUAUCCAAGCAAUGCCUCGUCGCCUGUUGGACGCGAACGCCCUCAUGGAAGCCUGCUUCAAGCGUCGUAACGGAUUCGGCCACAUUAGCCAGGUUACGAUUGACACGGAACGGGAGGAGAGGCGGUUCAAGGUCCAGACGGAACAUCAACGGGCGGCCACGUACACUAGCGGUGCGACGUCCAAUGGCAACGCUACUGAAGGCGAAGGAGAGUUCCGGAGAAAAGGCACCCUCUUUGGACGCAGGAAGUCGGGUAGACCAGCGGAGGUGAUGUGA